UCCCCAAUUGUUAGCAAAGAAAGUAUGCAUGAUUGCUGAAGAAAGCCUCCCACCGACCUUAAGGCCACUGCAACAGCACCUCUUUUACCUGCUGCACAACUGCUGCAAAUCGAUCAAACAUCUCGCUCAAAUCCAUGCGCACAUCACCACCAAUGGAUUCACCCACAAAAACUUCCUUCUCGUCAAGUUAUUGGCCCUCUACACAACCUUCAACAAUUUCCCAAUCGCCCACCAACUGUUCGACCAAAUGCCGAGCCCCAGUUCCGCGCUCUGGAACCAAAUCAUCCGCGGCUAUCAGCUUAAUGGAAGCCCCCGUAGGUCGGUGGAGCUUUUCAACGACAUGGGGCGGCGUUCUUCACCGCCACCCGAUGAGCACACCUAUACAUUUGUUGUGAACGGCUGCGCGAAAGGGGGACUGCUGGGGGAGGGAAUGCAGGUGCACGGGAAGGUGUUGAAGAGCGGAUUUAGCUCGAAUCUAUACGUUCAGAGCAGUUUGGUUGAUUUUUAUGUCAAGAAUGGUGGAGGAGGAACAGAGGGAGUUGGUAAAGCAAAGAAAGUAUUCGAUGAAAUGUCUCUAAGGAGCAUUGUCACUUGGAAUUCCUUGCUUUUGGGGAGUUUUAGGUGUGGAGAUGUCAAUGGGGCGAUGGCGAUCUUUGAUGAUAUGCCAGAGAGGAAUGUGGUAUCGUGGACUACAAUGAUUGCUGGAUGCGCGCAAAAUGGGAGAUCAAAGGAAGCCUUAGCAUUAUUCCGCGAGAUGCAGAGGGAAAAUGUUGAGUUUGAUCAGGUGACUUUGGUUGCAGUGCUCUCUGCUUGUGCUGAAUUGGGUGAUCUUCAUUUAGGGAAAUGGAUUCACUCUUAUGUUUUCGAGCAUUUCACUUACUCCAAGAAGCCAGUUCUUGUCACAUUGAAGAAUUCAUUGGUUUAUAUGUAUGCAAGCUGUGGUGAAAUCGAUGCAGCAUUUGCUGUUUUCAAAGGGAUGGAGCAGAGGACGGCCGUUUCUUGGACUAGUAUGAUCACUGGCUUUGCUAAACACGGUUAUGGCAAUGAGGCUCUCGCAGUGUUUGAAUGGAUGCAGAACGCUCGGUCUAGAGAUGCUAGGCCAGAUGAGAUCACGUUCCUAGGUGUCUUAUGUGCCUGCAGCCAUGCUGGCUAUGUCGACAAGGGGCGCCAUUACUUCAAGAGCAUGGUCGAAGACUGGGGGAUCAAGCCAAGGAUCGAGCACUUCGGGUGCAUGGUUGAUCUGCUAAGCCGUGCUGGAUUGCUUGAUGAGGCUCAUGAGAUAGUGAGGUCCAUGCCUAUGAAGCCUAAUGACGUCGUGUGGGGCGCCCUUCUUGGAGGUUGCCGGAUACACAAGAGUGUCGAGCUUGCCUCUGAUGUGACAGAGCUGCUGACCGAGGGGCUUGAAGCGGAUAAGGCAGCUGGAUACUUUGUGCUGCUUUCGAAUGUGUAUGCUGCGGCUGAGAAGUGGGAGGAUGUGGUGGCCGUGAGGAGGAAAAUGCUCGAAGAGAAAACAAGGAAGCCUCCCGGGCGGAGCUGGAUUCAGAUUGAAGGGAGUGUGUAUGAGUUUAUGGCUGGCGAUAGAUCUCAUGAGAUGGCUAGUUUGAUAUAUGAUGUUCUUGAUGAUAUCACUAGGGAAGCUAGGUCUCAUGGGUAUAUUACAUUUUGUGAUGGUUAGGAAUUGAGAUGAGUGAGUUUUCUUGAAAUUAAAUUGUUAAACUCUUGUUUGAUUCUUGACUA
Salvia hispanica is the source of this 1737-nucleotide messenger RNA. Lineage: Eukaryota; Viridiplantae; Streptophyta; Magnoliopsida; Lamiales; Lamiaceae. The record is from RefSeq and is a predicted model, not a curated record.